UUGUUGAAUGGCAAAUGGCGAUUCUCGAGUGAAAAUAUAAAUUGAUUUCUACUGUAUGAAUUUGAUUCGAACAGAGUAUUUCUAUUCAUUUGAUUGUUUAAUUAUCCUAAAAGUGUUUUAAAUUUGACAAUUACAAUAAUAUGGUGAAUUGAUUGCUUGUGGUAAUCUGGACCACUAAUCUCCUCAAAGAUGGCGGAGGUGGAUCCAGAAACAUUGCUGGAAUGGCUGCUGACCGGUCAGGGCGAUGAGCGGGAUAUGCAGCUCAUUGCCUUGGAGCAGUUGUGCAUGUUGUUGCUUAUGUCUGAUAAUGUGGACCGUUGUUUUGAGAGCUGUCCUCCAAGAACAUUUUUACCAGCACUCUGUAAAAUAUUCCUUGAUGAAUGUGCUCCAGACAAUGUCUUGGAAGUUACAGCAAGAGCCAUCACUUACUACCUAGAUGUCUCUGCUGAAUGCACACGACGCAUUGUCGCAAUUGACGGUGCUGUGAAGGCCAUUUGCAGCAGGCUGCUUACAGUAGAUCCUAAUAAUCGCACUAGCAAAGAUUUAGCUGAGCAGUGUAUUAAAGUGUUGGAGUUAGUGUGCACUCGUGAGGCGGGUGCAGUGUGGGAAGGUGGCGGUCUGCCGGCUGUGCUGCACUUUAUUACACACUAUGGCACUGCAGUGCACAAAGACACACUUCACUCUGCUAUGGCCGUCGUCUCUAGGGUGUGCGGCAAGAUGGAGCCGGGCGACGCGCGCGUGGGCGACGCGGUGUCGUCGCUGUCGGCGCUGCUGCGGCACGGCGACGCGCGCGUGGCCGACGCCGCGCUGCGCUGCUUCGCGUCGCUCGCCGACCGCUUCGCGCGCGCGCACGCCGACCCCGCGCCCCUCGCUGAACACGGGCUUAUUGAAGAAUUAGUGCGUCGUUUGGGAAGCACUGAAAGCGGCGAUGAUAAGUGCUUAGCACCCUCUGUUUCUACAACAGUCAGCUUGCUGUCUACCCUGUGUCGAGGCUCUGCACAAAUAACUCACGAUUUAGUACGUCUCGAACUAUGCUCCGCUAUAGAGUCUGCAGUUCAAGCAGACGAACGAUGGUGCCUCGAGUGCAUGCGACUCGUUGAUCUAUUGCUGGUUUUAUUAUGCGAAGGCCGGCACGCCAUUCAGAUUGGUUCGAACCGCGGUGGUGCAUCAGGCGCCGGCGCGAGCGCAGCGGGCGGUGCGAGCGGGGAAGGCUCGAGCGGCGCUACCGGCGCGAGCGCGGGCGCAGCCGGCGCCACGGGCCGCGGCGACAAGUCGCACCGGCAGCUCAUCGACUGCAUCCGCGGGAAAGACACGGACGCACUACUCGCUGCCGUUUCCAGCGGUGCCGUAGACGUCAACUUCACGGAUGACGUCGGGCAGACGCUGCUCAACUGGGCGGCCGCUUUUGGAACGCGCGAGAUGGUCGAGUUUCUGUGCGAAAAAGGUGCUGACGUGAAUCGUGGACAGCGCAGCUCGUCGUUACAUUAUGCCGCGUGCUUUGGUCGCCCGGCGAUCGCAAAAGUACUUCUCCGAUAUGGCGCUAAUGCCGACCUCCGCGACGAGGAUGGCAAAACACCACUCGACAAAGCUCGAGAAAGACACGAUCAAGGUCAUAGAGAAGUGGCAGCUAUUCUGCAGUGCCCAGGAGAGUGGUUGGUUGUCGGCAGUCAUGACUCGCCUUCACCUUCCAACGAGGAAGAUUUCCCUGAGACAGGAGACAAAGAAAUGGCAUCAGUUUAUUUAGAGCGGCUGGUGCCGGUGUUCUGCGCUCGCUACCUGGGCGCGGGCGGCGGCGGCGUGCGGCGCGCCUGCCUGUCGCUGGUGCGCAAGAUGGUGCACUACGCGCCCGCGCGCCUGCUGCACCGCAUCUCCGUGCGCCGCGAGCCACAUACCGCCGCGCUGAUCACGCAGCUCGUGGCCGCCGUGCUCGACAACCAAGACGACGACGACGGCCACCUUAUCGUGCUGGGCAUCGCGGAGGAGCUGAUGGUGAAGGCGGCGGACGUGUACCUGGAGCAGUUCGCGCGGCUCGGCGUCUUCAGCAAGGUGGAGGCGCUGGCGGCCGCCCCGGCUGCCACUCUCUCCUCGGACGGGGAGUCCCUUGUCGCCGCUGGGAGCAGCGAAGACGCGUCAUGCCUCUCCAGCGGCGUGGCAUACUCGUGGGGCGAGUGGUCGUUAUGCCGCGGGCGCGACGCGCUGUACGUGUGGAGCGACGCGGCCGCCCUGGAGCUCAGCACCGGCAGCAACGGCUGGUUCCGCUUCCUGCUCGACGGCAAGCUCGCCACUAUGUACUCCAGUGGCAGCCCCGAGCACCAGACUGACAACACCGAGAAUCGUGGAGAAUUUAUUGACAAGCUGCAAAGAGCAAGAGCAUCAGUGAAAAACGUUGUGCCGCAGCCUAUUCUUUCCAAGCCUGGUUCCACUAAAUUGAUACUUGGCAACUGGGCACUGUCCUGUAAAAAAGAAAAAGAACUACAAAUACACAAUACUGACGGUCAACAGCAAACUACAAUUUUAAGAGAGGAUCUUCCUGGAUUUAUAUUCGAAUCAAAUAGAGGGACGAAGCACUCAUUCACUGCUGAAACAUUUUUAGGUCCAGAACUAGCCAGUGGGUGGGCUAACCGUCGGCCAGUGACUGCCGAUCUCGCAAGCACGAGUCAGAAUCGAUCCCGCUUAUCCGCUAAAACAGAAGCGCUGAAAGCACAGGUGUGCGAGCGAGCCCGCGCUUUGUACGCGAGGCACCUGGCCAGCGCCGCCACGCGUCAGCCGCGCCCGCCCGUGGCGCGCCUGAGAGCAUUACUAGCGCGCAUGCAGCGCCUCGCCACGCAGCCUACAAAGGACUGGCAGCAAGAGUUGGCGGAAUCAUUGGAACAGCUGACCGAGCUGUUGUGUGGUGACGAGCUCCUAUCUGCGUACGAGCUGCAGUCUUCAGGGUUGGCGCCAUCUUUGCUUCAAGUGCUUUCGCCUCAGCCGAACGACGUACCAGGGCAGGCAAGCGAGCGCGAGCGCAUAGUCCGCGCGUGGGUCAGCGGGCAGGCGGGCGCGGGCGGCGUGCUGGCGGCGCGGCUGGUGGGCGUGCUGGAGAGCGUGGAGCGGCUGCCCGUGCUGGCGCCGCACGGCGACGCGCCGCCGCCCGCGCAGGGCACGCUGCACCACCUUACCAAGCGCAUCAGAUUGCGUGUUGAACGUGCAACUGACGACACCGCUGACGAAUCUGCGUCCAAUAAUGGCAAUAACGCUGGCCGUAAUUUGAAAGUCGAGGCGUUGACUACUGUGCGACAGCUAGAGCGAUUCCUAGCCAAGUACUUCGCGCGUCAGUGGUAUGACAUGGAGAGAUCUACCUUCACUUUUGUGCAGAAGAUAAAAGCGGAAGCUCCAAUUUCUUUCGUAUAUGAUCACGAUUUUGACGAAAACGGUGUCCUUUACUUCAUCGGCAGCAAUGGUGGCACUUGUGAAUGGGUCAAUCCUGGAGCUCACGGGCUCGUAAGCGUCUGGUCAUCUGAUGGUCGACAGUUGCCUUAUGGACGCGCAGAAGACGUUCUGUCUAGGUCUCCGGAACCUCUGAACGUGCAUACAAAUGACGAUAAGCGUGCUUUUAUAGCAUUGGACCUUGGAUUGAAUAUCAUACCUUCGGCUUACACUUUGCGACACGCACGGGGCUAUGGCCGCUCUGCGCUUAGAAAUUGGCUUUUCCAAAUGUCUAUGGACGGUGUCACGUGGAUAACUCUUCUUGCACACAACGACGAGCAAGCCCUUCAAGAACCUGGUAGCACCGCGACAUGGAGGCUUCGCGCUGAUGCACCCUACAGAUACUUGCGCAUUCAGCAAAAUGGCAAGAAUGCCAGUGGACAGAGUCAUUAUCUGUCGUUGUCUGGCUUUGAGAUAUACGGAAAGGUGGUGAGCGUAUGCGAGACUGCGCCGAAACAGUGCGGCGCGGGCGCAGGCACGGCGAGCGUUGGCGGCUGCGGCGGCGGGGCGCGGGCUCGGCGAUGGUCGCGCGGCGCGCGGGGGCUCUGCGCGGGCGCGCGCGUGCUCCGCGGCCCCGACUGGAAGUGGCGCGACCAGGACGGCCCGCACCCCGCUAUGGGCACCGUCACCUCUGACUUGCACAAUGGAUGGGUUGAUGUCAGGUGGGAUCAUGGAGGCCGUAACUCAUACCGCAUGGGUGCUGAAGGAAAGUUCGAUCUGAAAGUUGUCAGUGGCGGCACGAGUAGCGGAGAAGGCGCGCGUCACAGUCGCAAAAGCCAUUCUACUCCAAGUCUUCCUGAUGCCACAGCUGUUGAUCAACAGGUGUCUGUGGCGUCGACGGAACAAGCGUCAUCCGCGGACAACAUUUCGGGCGAAGAGAUGGCGAGCAACAUGACUCGGCCACGUAUGCACGCCACUGAUCUCUCUGCUAUCAAUAAUUCUACACACCAUAUCAACACUGAUCUAGCAACAAUAGUGGAGUCGCUAACCCUUGGAGCAGAAGGCAACAACUGUAUGUCGGAACUCGGCAAUACAUCGUUUACUAAUAUGGAGAUGGGGCCGACCAGCAUCACAGACAUCACCAAACCGUAUCCUGCUAAAGAACCAGUCCCUGAAACUAAUGCGCAAGAGGAGAACGAGGCGCGCAACAGCGAGGGCGACGCCGUGCGCAACAGCGCCAACGCGCUGCUGUCCAGCGAGCUGUUGGCGCUGCCCGCUUCGUUGCUGCACACGCUGCGCAACAACGCCAACCGCCUGCACAUACAGUGUGAGGACAACGAGAGCGGCGAGAGGCAAUAUGGCGACCACAAGAAAGAUAGUCAGUCUAGCGCUGGCUCCGGUACUAUGAGUGCUAGUGAACCUGAUUUAACUCAACAGGGUGCUACUCGACUGUUAGAAUCGCUGGGCGUGGGACGAGGCUCGGGUGUUGGCCGCGGCAGAGAUCCGCAGCGUGCUUCUAGGCCUAACCACUCCACCAGCUUGUUUCCUAGUUUGGUACGACUGGCUUUGUCAAGCAACUUCCCCGGCGGGCUCCUGUCUGCUGCACAAAGCUAUCCUUCAUUGGCACCGAACGCCCAGAACGCUCUCACACUUUCUCUUACUUCCACAUCCAGUGAGAGUGAACAGGUAUCUUUAGAAGAUUUCCUUGAAUCAUGUCGCGCUCCGGCUCUCCUUACUGAAUUGGAAGACGACGACGAAGGUGACGACGCUCUUGAUAGUGACAAGGAGAAUGAACCUACUUAUCAAGAAGUCGUAUCCCGUAACCUGCUAUCCCUGAUGGAAGAGGAAGCGUUAGAGGCGGUCCGCGGCGGCGGCGGCGGGCACGGCUUGCGGCCGCGCCGGCCCUGGGACGAUGACUUCGUGCUCAAGAGGCAGUUCUCGGCGCUCAUACCUGCGUUCGACCCGAGGCCCGGCCGCACUAAUCUUAACCAGACUGUUGAUCUCGAUAUCCCCCUGAACGAGGAUUCUGACGCCGAAGAGGUUUCCGAGCCUGCCGCUGCCGCUACCAACGGCAGUGGAAAUGCAACCGAGAGCGGAGCUACCGGUAGCGCAUCCCGUCUUCCCGCGUUGCGGUUGGUGCUAAGCGCUGGCGGCGCUUCCAUGCCGCUGGAGAGGCCUUCCUGGACGCUGUACCGCGCUGUGUUAGCGCUGAAUGCGCGGCUGCCGGCCCAUGACACGCAUCGCGACACAACUUACACUCUAACUUACAAGGAGAUGGAAGGCAUGGAGACAUUCGCGUCAUCAAGUGACAGCGAAGAUGAUGAACCUUGCGAUCCUGAGCGUGGCGUAGCGGGCGUGGAGGGUGCGGAAGGCGCGAUGGCGACGUGUUGCGUUCGCGUGCUGCGGCGCCUGCGAGCCGCGGCGCCUGCGCUGCCGCCCGAGCCCUUCGUGUCCACCAAGCUCACCAACAAGCUGCACCAGCAGCUUCAGGAACCGUUGACCCUGGCCGCCGCCGCUACGCCGCACUGGUGUCAGCAACUGAACGACUGGUGCCCAUUUCUGUUCCCGCUGGAGACGCGUCAGAUGUUCUUCGCGUGCACCGCUUUCGGCACCUCCCGCACCAUCGUGUGGCUCCAAGCGCAGCGUGAACGCGCACUUGACAGGCAAAGAGCGGGAAACACUGUGUCCCCGCGACGCGCUGAGCUGGAAGCUACGGAGUUCCGUAUGGGUCGUUUGCGGCACGAGCGCGUGCGCAUACCGCGCAACCCCGACUUACUGCGUUCGGCAAUGCAGGUGAUGAAAGUGCACGCGGGCCGCAAGUCGGUGCUGGAGGUUGAGUUCGCGGGCGAAGAGGGCACGGGCCUGGGUCCCACGCUGGAGUUCUACGCGCUCGUGGCGGCCGAGCUGCAGCGCGCCGAGCUCGGGCUGUGGCUGCACGACGCCUCGCCCGGCGACGACGCCGCGCCGCACCACCUGGCGCUGCCAGACGAAAAACCACCAGGUUAUUACGUGACGCGUGCCGGAGGUCUCUUCCCGGCACCGCUUCCUCAAGACUCUGCUAUCUGUGAUAAAGUUUGCAAAUAUUUCUGGUUCCUAGGAGUAUUUCUAGCAAAGGUCCUUCAAGAUGGACGGCUUGUAGAUUUGCCGCUGUCAGAACCUUUCCUACGAAUAAUGUGUGGAGAAGAAUUAACGACUGAACAUCUGGAAGAAGUUGAUCCGAUUAGAUACAGGUUCCUGCAAAACGUGUUGGCCGCCGCCGAGGAGUACGAGGUGAUAUCGCGCGACGCGUCGCUCAGCGACUCGGAGAAGGCGGAGCGCGCGGCCGCGCUCACGGUAGAGGGAGCCACGUUCGAGCAGCUGGCGCUCACGAUGACGCACGUGGCCGCGCACGCCGACCCCGCCGUCUCCGUGCAGCCGCUCUGCGACAGCGGCGAGCACAUCGAGGUAACUACAGGCCGCUCUCUCCCACUGGGCACUAUGGGCACGUGCCAAGAGUACGAGGUGAUAUCGCUCACGGUAGAGGGAGCCACGUUCGAGCAGCUGGCGCUCACCAUGACGCACGUGGCCGCGCACGCCGACCCCGCCGUCUCCGUGCAGCCGCUCUGCGACAGCGGCGAGCACAUCGAGGUAACUACAGGCCGCUCUCUCCCACUGGGCACUAUGGGCACGUGCCAAGAGUACGAGGUGAUAUCGCUCACGGUAGAGGGAGCCACGUUCGAGCAGCUGGCGCUCACCAUGACGCACGUGGCCGCGCACGCCGACCCCGCCGUCUCCGUGCAGCCGCUCUGCGACAGCGGCGAGCACAUCGAGGUAACUACGGGCUCCUCUCCCACUGGGCACUAUGGGCACGUGCCAAGAGUACGAGGCGAUAUCGCUCACGGUGGAGGGCGCCACGUUCGAGCAGCUGGCGCUCAGCAUGACGCACGUUGGAGCGCAUGCCGACCCCGCCGUCUCCGUGCAGCCGCUCUGCGACAGCGGCGAGCACGUCGAGGUGGGCGCGCACAACGCUCGCGCAUACGCCGAAGCGAGCGCGCGCUGGGUGGUGCGCGAGGGCGUGCGGCGGCAGACGGGCGCGUUCCGGCGCAUUCAAUUAAAAUAGUGGGCGCGCACAACGCUCGCGCAUACGCCGAAGCGAGCGCGCGCUGGGUGGUCCGCGAGGGCGUGCGGCGGCAGACGGGCGCGUUCCGGCGCGGCUUCGGCGCCGUGUUCCCGCCGCGCCGCCUGCGCGCCUUCUCGCCGCCCGAGCUGCGCCUGCUGGUCUGCGGCGAGCGCGGGCCCGUGUGGACGCGCGACCACCUGCUGCAGUACACCGAGCCCAAGCUGGGCUACACGCGCGACAGCCCGGGCUUCCUGCGCCUGGUGGACGUGCUGGUGGAGAUGUCGGUGCGCGAGCGCAAAGCCUUCCUGCAAUUCGCGACGGGCUGCAGCAGCCUGCCGCCCGGCGGGCUCGCCAACCUGCACCCGCGCCUCACCGUCGUGCGGAAGGUUGACGCCGGCGAUGGGUCUUACCCCUCAGUCAACACGUGCGUGCAUUACUUGAAGCUGCCUGAAUACUCCUGCAAGGAGGUGCUUCGCGAAAGGCUGCUGGCUGCGACCAACGAGCGUGGCUUCCAUCUUAACUAGAUACUAGCUGAUUUAAUCUAGCUACAUCAUUAUAAUCUAGCGUUGGUGAUAAUUCUUUAGUAUUCGCACGUAAAAAUGUUAUUUGACAUGAGGCUGCAUAAUGCCACUGUCAUACAUAGUGUUGAAAAAUUUUUUUUUUCGGAUAUAAUACUGCACGUUUUGAGCUAAUAUUUUGAAACUGCUAUUACAAAAGUGACAAAAAUAGACUGAGAUGUAUCGGUACAAUUGGUGACAGGUUGAUAAAAAUAUUUUGUCAUUUAACUAACUUUGAAAACUAUACUGGAAUAUAACCAUAGAUGUAGUAAGUAAAAAGACACUUAUGUGAAGAGCUUGCUGCGAUGAUUGUUAAGAUAUCAAUAUGUUUUAUGUAUGUAUUUGUAAUUCUGAAUCUGGAAAUCUAAUCUCUAUUCAGGAAGGUUGGUAAAGAGGCUUGUAUUAUUUUGGUUACAGAAAGUUCGCUUUCUAUUAGAUCUCUAUGAAGUGUGAUUAUUUCGUGUAAUAAUAUUUUUCAAAUUAUAAUGUUGUUUUGUCCAAUUUCAAAUUAUAUUGUAAAUUAAAUGAUACUAAAUUCAAUUUUUUAUCUCCGUUUCUGGCUUAGAAAUUAAAAAUCUUGCAGCUUUUCUGAAGCUCUUAACUGCGCUCUGACGCGUUAGCGUAAGUAGAAGAUAAGGAUUUAUUCUUCCAUAAAUAUCGUAUUUUUAAAUUCAAAAUCCAGAGACAAUAUUAAUAAAACUUGAGAUAAAAUUAUGAAUUGUUUUGUUAAAUAACUACUUAGUUUAAAUAUAUUUUAACUUAUCAAGGAAAAGCAAAGAUCAUCGUCUGAUAGACAUCAAUAACGGAAUGAAGUGAAUGCUUACAAAAAUAAAAUUACAUGAAGAUGUUAACAACUCUGAAGUUUUUUUUUACUAAUGUAUUAAGUUGUUUAUUCAUAAUUUUUGCACGUACCAGGGGAUAAGUUUGUGUAUCUUAGGUAUUUUAUAAUUAUAAUGUCUUUCUAUCUCUAUAUACCUUUAAUUAUUUCCUUUUUCUGCCUAGGUAUGCACGCGACUCAUUUCUUUGCCGGCUGAAAAAUGAUAUUUUUUAGUGAUCUUCUCGUGAGAAUUUAUUGCAAGUGGCCUAUUUCACCUUUUUUAUAACGGCAUUCAAGGCGUUAUCUUUUAACUAAAGUUAAUUAUUAAGUAGGCCUACUAAAUAAAAUAUAUUUUUUGUUAUACAGCCAUCAUCUUAAGACAAGGGAAGAAUCAAAUAUCCUUAAAUAAAUUCAUUUGGUAACGGAAUUUAAAAAAAAAUGUGAUCGUCGUAAAUAAAAUUCUACCAACUUAACUUCAGAGUGUGAAACACGCAUUGUGUGGAUGAUAUUUAGCUAUGUUCCUUUAGUUGAAUAAUUUCGUCAACUUAAAGUUGAUUGUGAUUUACUGUAUGAAAUA
This is a messenger RNA of Ostrinia furnacalis (Asian corn borer), 9458 nucleotides long. It is a transcript of the gene Ufd4, whose product is annotated as ubiquitin fusion-degradation 4-like. Gene Ontology annotation, cellular component: nuclear speck. The coding region runs from base 190 to 8031 and encodes 2613 amino acids. The record is from RefSeq and is a predicted model, not a curated record. Gene Ontology annotation, molecular function: ubiquitin protein ligase activity; protein binding; metal ion binding. Gene Ontology annotation, biological process: anatomical structure development; protein K63-linked ubiquitination; proteasome-mediated ubiquitin-dependent protein catabolic process. NCBI's taxonomy places the organism in Eukaryota, Metazoa, Arthropoda, Insecta, Lepidoptera, Crambidae. The transcript is spliced from 47 exons.